UUGGCCUGUAGUUGUCAGUACAACAAAGCGAACGCACGCACUGCGCGCGCGCCGUCUCCCGAUCAAAGGGCGAUCGCGACUGUUCAAUUAAAUCCGUAUUAUUUACAAUCUUCGUUCGAUAUUUGAAUCCGAGUGAACCGUUGUGUUUUGACGUGCAUGGAUGACAGUGUUGUUUUUUUUUUUAAUUGGAUGUUCUUUUUUUGAAUGUUUGACAUCCAUGAAGAUUUGAAGAAAUAAUCUAAAAUGGUGGCGGUGAGCAAACAGCUGUUUGACACGGCGUGUCGCGACGUGUCGUGCAAUGUCAUCAUACAUCCCUGGAACCAGAGCUGCUUCUGGGCUGCUCCGCAUUUGUACAAACAUGCACUCAUUGGCAGUGCUAAGUUUUACUCCAUUAUUUAUCUUGCACAAAUCCUGAUGCGUGGUAAGAAAAUGUUGAGGAAAGACCAGUGGAUGAAGAUGGGAGAAUACUACGUGAGGUCCACUCUGUUGGGACAACUAGUCACAGCCACAGCACCAAACAUUAGUUGUUUAAUUAGAAAAAUGAUGGGUGAUAAGUUCAAUUCUUCCACGUACCUGUUCAUACCAUUCACGCUGAACGGACUCUUUAUUUACUUGGAGCCGCCCAGCAGGAGAGGGUUGGUCAUCAACCUGUUUUGUAACUUAGUGAUCGAGUACUACCUCAAAGUUCUGCAGAGAGCUGGAUAUCUGUCAGUGACGAAGGCACAGCAGACGCUGAUGUUCAUGUUAGGCAGCUCCUUGCUGUUCUACCUCAUGAGGCUCGAAGGAGACAAGAAAGAGAGGACGCCUUUGUUCUGGUUUUUCACUCCAGAAAAGGUUAGAAGAAAAACUGAAGAUAGCAAGAAAGUUUGUCCACAUGAAGGAAGAUGUGAAAAAUAUGUGACAAAGGGCUUCGCCACCUACUUCGGCGUAGGUCUCGGCAUAUCACUAGCGAGGGUCAUUUUACCGAAGAUCAAGUCUCCAGUCAAGGCCAUAUCCUCGAUCAGAGGCAAACACUUCAAGCUGGCGCUGUUCUUCGGCAGUUAUAUCGGUAUUUACAGAGCUGUGGUAUGCUACUUGUGUCGUAAGCAAGGUGUCGACUCGGCAUUGUACGCGCUCCCCGCUGGAUAUGCCGCCGGAAUAUCGUUCUUAUUCAACCCGAGCUUAGGGUUGUCUAUCGCAUCGCUCACUGCUGCAUUUAAGCUGUAUUCAACCAUUUUAUACGAGAAGAAAGUGCUGCCAUCCAACAUACCGUUGCCGGAGAUAUUAUACUGUUUCUGCCAAGGCACGCUGUUCAAUGCGCGCCUGAUGGAUCCUGAUGUAUGCCCCAACUAUGUGUUCAAUCUCAUGAAGUCUUGCAGUAACGGAAUGUCUGAAGAAGUGUAUAAAAGUUUCUCUGGAGUUGUUAGAAAUGCUAUGUGAUAAUUAGGUGACUAAGGCUAUUACAAAUUCUUGAUUUUGAAGAGUAUUGCCGAUAAGUCUUUGAAAGUCGGCGAUGACUUUGUAGAUAGAAGCCACAUUUUUAUGACAGCUACAGUAACAAUAUGAUAUUGUUAAGGAUAAGAGCACACUGCAAACUUUUUGUCAGCCGAUAGUUUGAUCGGAGUCAUAAAAUAGGUAUGGAGAUGAAAGUUAGUGCGCACAUUACAAUGGUCAGGUAUCCGGCCGCAUCUGGCCGACUAAAAAGUUUAGUUGCAUUGAUUACCAUUUUUUUAACGUCGUCAAAAAUCAUCAAAUGACCCCUCCCACUAAGGGUUAGCAGCUAUGAGGGAGUGUCAGACUCUUUCUGACUAAAAACCGUCGUGUCCGUCGUAGGCCUUUGAUGAACCUGGGCCGCAGUCCCGCAUUGAUUACCUUUAAAAUAAACUGUCGACAAUAGGUCAAAUAUAAACCGAUAAUUUAGUUUGUAGUGUGCUGUGCUCAAAACAAAUAUUUCAAAAAAAGAAGUCUUUAAAGUUACCUGUUUUUUUUAAUUCGAUCAAUUGCUGACGUAAGCAAGCUGGACAAUACAUUGUAGGUUCUUAUAACGGGUAUACCAAAUUGUUGGUAGGUGUAUUAUAAUCUAUGUUAUUUAUUCAUAAAAUUGGUGAUUGAUUUUGUUAUAUUUUUAUGAUUGAGAUAAAUAAAUAUGAAGUUAUUACAA
Molecule: messenger RNA, 2140 nt
Organism: Helicoverpa zea (corn earworm)
Lineage: Eukaryota; Metazoa; Arthropoda; Insecta; Lepidoptera; Noctuidae
Product: transmembrane protein 135-like
Exons: 10
Coding region: 244-1419 (391 amino acids)
Source: RefSeq, a predicted model, not a curated record